AACAGUGGCUUAAAUCCCCAGUGGGAAAGUAGAGUUAGCCCAAGUUCCUGUAUUAGGUUUCGGUCGCUCACCCUCAGAAAGAAAAUAUUUCACCCAACACCUUAGUCUGCUGAAUCGUUGCCAAAGCUGCGCAUUUCUGUCCUAGAUGUAAACUUCCAAAUAGUUUGUAAUUGGGAAUUACUGAAGUGAGACUGUAGCGUAAAAAGUUCGCCAUUCAACAGGUAACGCUGUAGGAAGCGCGUAGAGCUUUACAGAGGUAUCGUACUUUCAGGAGAACAGGACCUAAAGCCUUUGCAUAGGGUUCUCUGUUCUCCACAAAGUGUCAUUCAUAAUGCAGAGAGAAAAGACAACUCCCUUGGUUCCUCCAAGGCCUACCAAAGAGGAACUUGAUAAUCCCAUCAAACACAGCCUGGGAAUGGAUCCAGAUAUCGAAUACAAGACAGAAUGGUACUACCCAUUGAAUAACAAUGAAGGAAGUAGUGAGCUUGCUCCAAAAAAGAAAUCGGGCAUGAUGGGAAUGAUGCAGAAAGUCAACCCAUUCAAAUCGUCCGCACAGAGCUCCUCGGCAGGGCCCAAAGUGGAGGCCACAGCGGUGAGGGACACAGAGGGACAAGGCCCAGGCACUCAACAGGUCACUCAACAGAAUCCUGGAAUGUUUGUGGGUGUCAUGCAGAAAGUCAACCCCUUCAAGUCGUCUGGAGAAACGAGAAAGGCUGAACCCCUGCUUGACAACGUAGAGGAUCAGACGUCAGACAAGCAGAAUUCUGGAACAUUCAUGGGGAUGAUGCAGAAGGUCAAUCCAUUUAAGUCAACAGCUCAGACCAAAAGAGAUGAGCUGGAGCCAUCCGCACACCAAGCAACAGAGAAGAGGUUCCCUUCCACAGAGGAGAUGGCAGACGACCGAGAGAGCAAACAGGCUCCUGGAAUGUUUAUGGGUGUGAUACAAAAAGUGAAUCCCUUUAAGUCAUCACAGCAGCAGGGUAAACAAGAUGAGCAGUUGGUUGAUCCCGCCGAACCAGCUGAGCGGAAAGUGGAGGAGAAACAGAGCCCAGGGAUGUUCAGGGGUGUCAUGCAAAAAGUCAAUCCAUUCAAAUCCACCACCCAGGACAGCCAAUCAUUGAAGAGUGACUCGUCCAUCAGCUCUGAUAGUUUGGCAGAUACCAAGCAGCAGACAGUUAAGGGUGUGACCGAUGGAGAACCAAAGCCAACAGACAGGAGGAGGAAAACCAAAGGGACUUUCAUAAUCCGAAGGAUUCUCCCUGGUGCCUUGUUUGGUUCUGCCUCAAAGGAGAGUGAGCAGCAGUCAUCUGAACCUGGAGAAGAGCAACCUGAUGCACAGGACCAGACUGUGGAGAUCCUGCCUGUGGAGAUGGCAGAGGUACCAGUACCAGGCCAAGGCAAUCCUCUGGAGGAUGAGGCAGAUGAAGAUGGUCUACUGGGCUGGUGGAGAACAGUGGAAGGUUGGGACGAGUGGAAUGAGUCUACAGGUUUUGAAGAGGGCGAUGAGGAACUUGCUGUGGAGGCGGCGGCUGACCGUGUCUUCAUGGCGGCGCGUCUCUUCGUGCGCCUCUUCAACAUGCGCGGCGGCUCUCUGCAAGGCCGCAUCCUGGAGCUGCUGGCCCUGGCCGACGCCGCCGACUCCUUCCACAAGAAGACGGUGACGGCCAGCGUGGGGGGCGGCGUGGCCAGCGUGGCGGGCAGCAUCACCACCAUCACCGGCCUGGUGCUGGCGCCCUUCACCCUGGGCACCUCGCUCAUCGUCACGGCGGUGGGCAUCGGCGUGGCGACGGCCGGCGGACUCACCUCGGCCUCGGCCAACAUCACCGACACGGUGCACUCCAAGACCGACCGCAAGAAGGUGGAGCAAAUGAUCCAGGACUACCAGGAGGAGAUCAAAGACAUCAAGGAGUGCCUGGACUUUCUGCAGACGGGUAUGGAGACUCUGGAGGAGUGGCACUUUGAGCAGUACAUGGAGAGCCUGUCCAAGCGCGCAAUGAAUCAGAACGUCAAGCAUGUCAUGAAGGAGGGCGGGCGUGCGGGCAAGGCGCUGCUCAUCAACACCGAGUCGCUGGUGAGCACGGUGCAGGUCCUGAGCGUGGCGGGCAGCGCGGCCAAGGCGGCGCAGGUGAUGAGCGUGACCACGGGCGUGAUGUCGGGCCUCUUCCUGGCGCUGGACGUCUUCUUCCUGGCCAAGGACUCGGCGGAGCUGCGCAAGGGCGCCAAGACGGAGUUCGCCGCCAAGCUGCGCGAGGUCUGCAAGGACCUGCAGGACGGCCUGCUGGAGCUCAACCACAUCAAGGGGGAGCUGCAGAAGACCAUGGACGGGAUCGAGGUGGACGUGGAGGAGGAGGAGAGUGAGAGUGAGGAUGAGGAGGAGGAGGAUGAUGAAGAGUUGUUGAAGUCUGAUCCAAAGAAGCUUGCCCAGCUUGAGGAAUAGUCGUGGAUGUCCCUCAUGUUGAGUGGUGUUGAUGGAGCAACUCUCUUUCCUUCUUUAACUUUUCUUUGACUCCUCCUCCUCCUCCUCCUCCUCCUCCUCUCUCACACUCUCUCUCUUCCUCUCUCCUCUCUCUCUCUCUCUCUCUCUCUCUCUCUCUCUCUCUCUUUCACACACACACACACACACACACACACACACACACACACACACACACAUACAAUUUUGUCUUGGUAAUGAGCCUCUGUGUGCUUCAGUUCAGUCUCAGUGAUUCUCACUGCCUCACAUCACCUGGGACAAUGCAAAUGAGAACUAAAUCCAAAGAACACACCACCACACCACUUUCUACACUCAUCUUGUGCCAUUUUUCAUAUUUAUCUGUGCCACACACACAUACUGUAUAGCAGGGCUGUACACUAAGCUUUUUCACUAGGAGCACAGGUGCUCCUAAAUGAAAAAGUUUAGGAGCACAGAAAACUAUGAAGGAGCACUAUGAAAUUUCCUUGAAAACCUUCUUGCCAUAAGCAGGAUACAGAUCAUUCACAGCAGUGGCAAUCAUAGUCUCUGCUCAAACCCUACACACACACAGAAAAUGGCUUGUCUUGUUUCUAUUUCAUAUUUUGAAUUCAGAAUUUGUAUACAUUUUGUUAUCAAUUUAUAGCAUUUUAGGAUCUGCAUAAUUACUUAUAGCUUAAAAUAUUCAGUAAACUGAAUACUUCAUAUUGAUUACACUGUAAUGAUAUUACAGGGGUGGUGUGUAGGUCUAAUUGAGUGCCUGUCACUUUAAGAUGUACGUGAACAUAAUUACAGUAGGUUUCAUUCGGUUUUAGGAAAAGAGUCAAGCAUAGUUCAAGGAUACAUCAUGUUUUCAUUAAAUAACUUAAAUGUUCAAAAAACGAACAAAGGUAAAGACAAAUAUUUCUGGUGUAAUUGAAAAGAUGAGUGUCCACUGUCCAGUAACGUUAACUUCUAUGAUUUAGGUAGCCUAGUACCAUGGCAUGGCAUCGUGAGUUGUCACUUUUUCCUUGGUCAUGUUUAAUUGGCUGGGUGCAACUUACUCUACCAUGACUCGUCUUGGAGUUUGGUAGGCUAUAUCUGUUAUAUCCAAUGAGUGACAACCAGAGCUCAAAAUAAAACGUAUUCUCCUGAUAACGUAAGUGGAAUUAAUGUGAAUGUAACCUCCAUACAAAGACGCAGAGUGGCUAUAUGAUGCGCACAUUUGCAAUGAAAAUGUUCCGCCUUUUUAAAGCAGGUGUAGCCUACACCAACUCGUGGUUAAAUACAUCAUUUCGACAACAGAAUCAGUCGGAUUUCUUUCAUAGAAGUCAACCAGGCCUAUGUCAAAUGCAGGCUGGGGUGAAGCUACUGUAACACGGUUUCCACACCGUGUUUAUCAACCGUGAUAAUAAUAAUAUUUGAAAUGAACACGGUAAUUGUAGGCUAUAGUCAACAUUCUUAUCAUGGUUUGCCGUUUCAACGGUAGGCUAAUCGCUACAAAGUCACCAACUGAUAACGAACAGAUUGAAGAAAAAGAAUGGUUUUGGAGUGACAUUUCUUGCGUGUGUGAGAGACAGCGAGGUUGAUGCUGAAAGCGUGAGUUUCCAGCCAGGAGCGUUAGAGUAAGUCAACUAUGAAAUUUGUAUACAGAUGCGCGAAAAUUGUAGCCUAGUAGCCUAUACUUUGAUCCACUUGGUGUGGAUUUUUAGGAGCAAAAUGCGAAUAAAAGGUUUGAAUUCAGUACUCGCACUUGUGCUCCCAUUUCAUAUUUUCAAUUAGCACUAAUAUAUAUUUACUCGCAUUUGCGACGAGGUGCUCGCAGCGUACAGCCCUGCUGUAUAGGAAGAACAAACAGCGCAGCGUUACUCAUGUGGAAAAGCUUCUCUUUGUUCCAGCUCUUUUGUCAAGGCACACUCAUGGCUUUAAUUGCCUUUGAUGAUGGUGUUAGUUGCAAUGAGAGUGGGUGCGGUAUACUCAUGCAGUGAGUGUGACGUCACUGAGGGACUCAUGCCAAAAUGUCUUGAUAGUGUAUUCGUGUGACCCUCAAAAACAGGUCCAGCUUCAUUCCAGAUCUCUUUGAAUGGAGUCAAGAGGCGUCACAGAAAUAGUUAAUGUGUUUGUUGUCGUGCUCAUCAGAGAAACCAAUUACAACAGCAAGAAGGUAUGCACAAAUAUUGCGACAACAGAAAUUGUAAAGGUGGUAUUUCUUACAUACAUGUCUAAUUUGAAAUUUCGACCCAGCAUUUUUGCUGUGACCAAGUAGGAAGGGAAUCAAAGUUUAUAAUGAGAAUAAGAACUCAUAAUCACGACAAUCAUUCAAAUGAAGAAAUGAAUAAGACUAGAUAUACUGUUCCGAACUAGUGGGACUAGUGAGACCGGAAUAGAAUGUGUCACAUGGAUGCUGUUGACCACAAUCAGCACACAUGACAUACUUGAGUGUAUGAAGUCACACACGUACAUGUACAGUAGGCCACUGCCAGUUGAGAGUCUGAGUCAUGGCAUUGAUUGAACUAUCCUGUUCAGAAGAAAGAAAUGUCGGUACAUGUGCACUUGUCUGAGGUGUGCGUAAAAUAUGCUAAUCCGCCUGUUUGCGUUCAUGUCUAUUUGAAGUAGACGAAAAACCGCUGGUUACGUUACGUCAAGGAAACUAUAGUUACACGACCAGCACGUCAUGUUUGUUCACUGGUAUUGCACAAUAUUCUGGUGUGUGUCACAUUUAUUCUAGGAGUUACAUGAUGUCCAGACUGUUUGUUUGCCAGUUUGUAUGUCUUUUUUUGUUAUUUUUCCAAUUUACAUCGCACAUUAGGUUAUUUUUCGACUCACUGAAGUGCCUGUUAGAUAGAUAGAUAGACAGGGUGUAGGUUACAUAAAAACAGCACUGUUUUUGUAUUGCCAAAUAUUUUUUCUGGUGUAGGUUGGGGAGAACUAGUACUGUAUAUGUAUAAUUUAAUAAUUUAUUGACUUUUGUGGCAUCACAACUUCUCAAAGCUAUAUUUUACUUAAUUAUUAAUGAAAGGUUUUACUCGAUUUGUAGCUGUCACAAGCCAGUAAAGAUGAUUUUGCUGAAAUGGAUUUUAAAAUUUAGAAGUAGUAGUAUGUUCUUUGUGAAGAAUCCCAUCUUCUGAAGCAAUCAUCACGUUUGAUUUUUAAAUCCUUUUCUCAUUGUACUGCAUUUUAUCAAUAGACAUUUGUACAAUGUUAAUGUAUUUUGGAAAUAUAAAUAAAAUGCUAUUUGCC
This is a messenger RNA of Sardina pilchardus (European sardine), 5668 nucleotides long. It is a transcript of the gene apold1b, whose product is annotated as apolipoprotein L domain containing 1b. Bases 332 to 2437 code for a protein of 701 amino acids. NCBI's taxonomy places the organism in Eukaryota, Metazoa, Chordata, Actinopteri, Clupeiformes, Clupeidae. The transcript is spliced from 24 exons. Gene Ontology annotation, cellular component: extracellular region; membrane. Gene Ontology annotation, biological process: lipoprotein metabolic process; lipid transport. Gene Ontology annotation, molecular function: lipid binding. The record is from RefSeq and is a predicted model, not a curated record.